AUGCCUGUAACUGGUCUAUACUUCAUCUCCGAACCCACCAAUCCCCCCGCGCUUCAAAUCCUCACCGAUCGGCUCUCCAAACGCCAUCAACCCUUCCCCCUAGCCCGCUGGACCCUCGAGCACAAGCUGCUGCGCGAGAAUCCACCCCCGGUACCCGCGACUCCGACUUCACCUACUACACCGCAGCCGACCCCGCAAGCCCCCCAACACAAGUUUAUGCAAUGGCUUGAUCUCUCCUACCAUCCGUUCAUGCUCUUUGUACUCGCCGAUAAACAGAUGGUAACCAGCGAGCGUGAAUUUGAACUCAUCGUACGGUCCAAGAUGGCACCAAUGUGGACGCCAAGGCAAACGCUGAGAGCUUUGGGGCCGGGAUAUGAGGUGGAUGAUUUCCGGGUGAGGAUUGCGGACCUGACGCAGGGAGAUCAGAUGAAGGGAUGCAUUGUCGAAGUCGAAUAUGGUCCUUGCUCGUACAUAGAGCAGGGAGAGGCGAUAAUUAGGGAUUUCGUGAUGGGCCUGGAUCCUCCCGAAGGCAAAUUUACGUUUGCGCCAGCAGAGGGUUACGAGAAGGGAAAAGAGUGGACAGUGUUAGAUACUGGGAGGCAGUAUUGCGAGGUCCUGAGGUUUAGAUAG
This is a messenger RNA of Morchella importuna, 630 nucleotides long. RefSeq lists its product as uncharacterized. Gene Ontology annotation, biological process: regulation of transcription by RNA polymerase II. Gene Ontology annotation, molecular function: transcription coactivator activity. The transcript has 2 exons. NCBI's taxonomy places the organism in Eukaryota, Fungi, Ascomycota, Pezizomycetes, Pezizales, Morchellaceae. The coding region runs from base 1 to 630 and encodes 209 amino acids. The record is from RefSeq and is a predicted model, not a curated record. Gene Ontology annotation, cellular component: mediator complex.